UGAAGAAAAACUCUCAAAAAUGGCUGACGCAAGUGUAGAUCCAGAAGUUAUUAAAUUUAGGGCCGAAAGAACGGCCAAAUUGAGGCACCAGUUCCUGAAAGAAAUGAACAAUCCGCAUCGCCAUGCAGAAGGCGGUAGCCUUUUCGAUCCUGCCAUUCAAAGGUAUAUGUCCAAGAAAGUAACAUACUGGGACAACUUUAAGCCAAAUUUUAAAUCAGCUAGAGCAUUUAUGCUUUACACUGUAAUUCCUAUUGCAGCCUUUGCUUACUUUUUAGACAAAGAUAGAUCCGCAAAAGAACACAUGUACAGAACAGGACAAGUAGCUUAUGCUGACCGAAGAUUCAAAUAUCAAUAAAUGAUAUUUGGAUUUCUUAUGUACAUAGUGCUUUAAUUAUAUGAAAUAAAAUAG
Ctenocephalides felis (cat flea) is the source of this 409-nucleotide messenger RNA. RefSeq lists its product as uncharacterized. The record is from RefSeq and is a predicted model, not a curated record. The coding region runs from base 20 to 355 and encodes 111 amino acids. NCBI's taxonomy places the organism in Eukaryota, Metazoa, Arthropoda, Insecta, Siphonaptera, Pulicidae. Gene Ontology annotation, cellular component: mitochondrion. The transcript is spliced from 2 exons.